Danio aesculapii is the source of this 2813-nucleotide messenger RNA. It is a transcript of the gene gas1a, whose product is annotated as growth arrest-specific 1a. Gene Ontology annotation, biological process: regulation of cell cycle. Bases 572 to 1354 code for a protein of 260 amino acids. The record is from RefSeq and is a predicted model, not a curated record. Lineage: Eukaryota; Metazoa; Chordata; Actinopteri; Cypriniformes; Danionidae. The transcript has a single exon.
GAAUCCCUAAAACUUCCGCAGGAGUAGAAUGGAUAAAGCAAAACUAGCGGGUCAGAAAGGGGCCAGUGUGUGAAUUUGACCGCCGUGUUAUUAUCUGUCCGGGUCCCGAUGCGUGCUUAAUGACGGACGACAAGCGCACGCCCGUGAAUGUAUCGGCUCGGUCGGGAAAGCGCGAGGAUCGAGACUCGCAAGCGCAUUUGGAUGUAAGCGCGAGACGCGAGAGGACGAACUCGUGAGCUCUUCACUUCUGCCCGCAAGAAAAGCGGGAGGUGGACGGAGGAAUCACCGCGCUGUCACACGGACACCAGCCGGAGAGAUGGAGUGAACAAUUUCGCAGCAUUUUCCGCAACUCAACCUUCUUCUUUUACUUUUUUUAUUUAAAAAAAUUAUGGAUUACAGGAAAAGAUUUUCAUAGCUCCACCAAUUUUGGAAUAAACUUUUUACAUUCGGAUGGACCUUGCACAAACAUGAUCUGAGCUGAGGGAUUUUUCCCUCACUAGAUGCAAUGGAAUUAUGAAACAUAUCUGCUUGAAACUGACCUGACGCCAGCCAAACGAUCACACACUUCGAUAUGGCAACUUGUGCAGAAUUGGUUCGGGGGGCGCGCGCGUUUGUUUGGCCUUUCGCGUGUGCGCUCGUGUGUUUUUGCUGUUUUUCCAUCGCCUCCUCCAACCACCACGGCGGUCGGUUGAUUUGCUGGCAUGCGAUAUUAAACUGCCAGUCGGAGCCCGAGUGUCAUUACGCGUAUGAACAGUAUCUGCACGCCUGCGACUCGAUCCUGAGCGGCCAGAGGAGGAAGUGUCCGAGUCACUGCAUCUCAUCCCUGGUGCAACUCAACCUGACCAAGAGCGGCCCGGCGCUGGAAGACUGCAGCUGCAACAAGGACCCGCGCUGCCGGGAAAUCAAACGAGCCAUCGAACCGUGCCUGCCCAAAACGAGCAACAUGGGCUGCACCGAAGCCCGGCGCCAGUGCGAGAAGGACAGCCAGUGCCGAAGCGCGAUGGGCGAUUAUUUAGUGCACUGCGGGAAACUCUUCAGCGGCUCCAGCUGCUCGAACCAGUGCCGCAAUGUCAUCGCGUACAUGCGCAAACUCCCCAAAGCUCAACUCCUGGAUACUUGCGUGUGUGAUGGAACGGAGCGGACUAUAUGCGAGUUUAUCAAAACUAGUAUGAGAACGCUUUGCUUUGACUCUCCCCCGGUGGACGAGGAGGGCUCCAGCGGUUUGGACGAUGACGAGCCCGGUGAUGAUGAUUUCCUAGAGCCAGAGCCCACGAGGAACACAGGUUCUGCUUUUGUGGCAUGCUCUGUUUUGACUGUGGUGGCAUCCAUUUUGGCUCUAGUGCCGCUUCCUUGAUCACUUUGAAGUCGAGAUAAUGAUCUGCUCCAACGGCUGUUCGGGAAUAGUGCAUUUUGUCUUUUUUUUCUUCUGCUUUCCAGUUCUGUCACGGCAAGCUGUGUUAACAUUUACUUUUUAAAACUUUUUAGAUUUUGUAAAAAUGUUAAAGUAUAGUCUCAUGGAUAUGAUAAUUAGGAGAUAGCGGGUUUGCUACAAAUAAACAACAACAACAACAAGACAUAGCUAUUGUAGUUUGACCAUGACGACCACAAAUUCACCAUGGUUUGCUUCAGUAGUUAUAGUUUAACCACGGUAUUUGUAGUAGAAACUGAACCACAUACUACUUGAAACCACCACACAAAAAACAUGGUUACUACACUUUUACUAUAAUAAAGCGUGGGUAAUUUUUGUACAAUUAGAAACCUUAAAUUAGCAAAUACAAGUAGCAAUUCCAUUACUACUUACAACAGAUGGUAAUAUGUAAAGACAAGUCAUAAUGGCUACUUAUUUGUUUGAAGAAAAGACACAAAUUCAGUUUAAAAGAUUGGAAUGUUGUCAGUUCACUUGAUUCUACUAUAUAUUCAACUUUUGAUGUCAGUAAUAAUGGAUUAGUUACAUGUCACUAUGAUGCAUAAAUAGUGAUGUCAAAUGAACCCACUAAAAUCCAAAAAUAGUCACUAUUAUUUGCUAGCAAACUAAAAAGUAUGUCACUUAAACAAUGAGUUGCUUUCCUGAGUAAAUGUUAAUACAGCUUGACCUGAUUUUUCUCCAAAGAGUACAAGCUAAACUUUGUGUGACGUUUAGUUACUUUGUGGAAAUCGCCACAUUGUAAAUGUGUUUUGAUUCACUAUGCAAAUUUACUGUUACAGAUUCGGCCCAGGUAAACGAUACCUUGCAAAUUAUUCUAGGUCAGUCAACUGCCUUAAACACCAGCUUGCCUGUUUCAAGUGUUAUUUUGUAAAAGACAAAUUUAUUUCCCUAAAGUAUAGAAAGAAAAGUUUAUUUUGUUACCUAGACAUUUUAACAGUGAAAGUUGUAAUUAUAAAACUGUGCACUGCCAAUGGAAAACUAGAUUUUUAAAUAUGUAAAGUAUUUUUUAUAAAGUUGCAAAAGACGUAAGUAACUUCUGUAAAAAAAAAAAAAGUGUUGCUGGAAUGAAUGAGGAGUAGAUCUCUAUAGUGCAUUUGAUAAAUCUUCUAAAAAAAAACUCCAAACCCAGAGACUCACGAGAGAGAACUUUAUUUUUGUUUAUAAAGUAAAACAAAGGGUGAUGAUUCCAGCUUUAAAGGGAAGUUAAAUGUUUGUUGUAAUUAUUUGUCUUUUAAGAUAUUGUACAGUGUACAGAUUUCCAGAGAAUCUUUUAAAUGUGUUAUCUAAGAUGAACUAUUUACUGUGUAGAAAUGUCUAAAUCCACUGUAUGACUGCCUCAGUGAUGUCCUUUUUAUAGAAGGCAUAAAACUAAAGUACAAAGACUCAA